UACAGAUUUGUGUUAUCAUUCUCCGAGGUUGUUUAUUUUAUUUUGUCCCAAGCAGCAUUUUCAACCAUACCAAUUUAAGUAAUUAGUUCGUGUGUUUCCUCGGAAAAUGAUCAUUCUACCGUCUAUUUUGUCGUGUGCUUGAUCAAGUGCCAUUUGUAAGCCUUGUGUGAUUUCAUUAUGGUCAUUCCUCCAAUUAUUUCACCCAGAGAAGCGGGUUUUACAGCAUCUCAUCCUUCAAUGAGUCAAAUUCUCUUUAUUCUUUGCCGUAGUAAAACUUCUUUAUAAUCAAUAUAUACCAUCGAGAGAGCAGUUUUUCUGUGUGCCUCUGCCCUGCCCUAAAGCUUCUGGAAUCGUGAGCGUCACCACUCCAAACCAUGGAUCAAGAUAAGGAGCAAGUUGCCGAUGCUUUCAGCACCAUAAAUGAGAGGCCAGUCGAUGAUAUUUCUCUGGAUAUUUUCUACACCCCUCAUACAAUCACUCUCUUGGUUGCUUCAAUUACUGCUGUAAUAUAUUUAUCAUUUGUGAGAGAUGAACAAAAUGUUGACGAUAAUAUUUGGGCUGGCUGUUGGUGCGUCCUGUUCUUCUUCCUCAUCAUAUCGGUCUUAGCAUUUCCUAACGGACCGUUUACAAGACCUCACCCAGCUGUAUGGAGGAUGGUGUUUGGAAUUAGUGUUCUCUAUUUGCUGUGUCUUCUAUUCUUACUGUUCCAAAAUUUCAAGACUGUGCGAGGCAUCCAUCAAUGGUUGGACCCAAAUUUAAAAAAUUUCCACAUAGAUAUGGAUCGACAAUAUGGUGUCAACUGCUCAGAUAUCACUUUCGAAAAAAUCUGGGCCCAUCUUGAUGUCUUUGCUGCUGGUCACUUUUGCGGUUGGGCCUUCAAAGCUGUCCUAAUUCGACAUUACGGGAUUCUAUGGGCCAUGAGCAUCAUGUGGGAAAUAACAGAGAUUCAGUUUACUCAUCUGCUACCAAACUUUAAAGAAUGUUGGUGGGAUGCUCUAAUCCUAGAUGUCUUGGUGUGCAAUGGCUUGGGAAUUUGGGUUGGAAUGAAGAUCUGCAAGUGUUUAGAGAUGCGAGAAUACAAAUGGGUGAGCAUCAAAGACAUUCACUCGACAAGAGGAAAAUUGAAAAGAGUCAUGCUUCAGUUCACGCCCGAAAGUUGGACCCAUGUUCGAUGGCUUGACCCAACCUGCUCAUACAUGAGAUUUUUUGCUCUUAGUCAGAUGGUUAUUUUCUGGCAGCUCUCCGAAUUGAACACGUUCUUUUUGAAACAUAUCUUCGAAAUGCCUCCAAAUCAUCCUCUUGUCAUCGCCAGGCUUGGUUUUCUUGGAAUAAUGGUGGCUCCAUCUGCCAGACAAUAUUACAGCUUUAUUACGGAUACUAGCUGUAAGCGGCUAGGAACUCAGUGCUGGGUUUAUGGUGCCAUAAUGCUCUGUGAAACACUGUUGUGUGUUAAAAAUGGAAAAGAACUUUUCGGCCACACAAAAACUGUCAAUAUUAUCGUAUGGUUCAUUUUCAUGUUUUUUGCGACGAUGCUGUGCAUCUCUGGGUGUGUGCUGUGGCAUAAAUAUUUUGAGGGUUCCAAAGAAGUUUGGGACGGAUCUCCAGUUCGGUUGAUAAAACCUACAACACCAGAUUCAAACUCGACCAACGAAGAAGAUGCUGCUUUGUAUUCCAAUGAUGUGAAUAGUUGCAGUUAUUUGAAACGUCGAAACUUAACAGUCACCUGUCAAGACUGAGCAGCAUUUCUUUUACCUACGGAUAGAAUUUGAAAUUCUGAACUCUCCGUCUCUUCUCUCUAUUUAAAGACUUCAUGACUUAUAAAGUUUCUGUGAUUUAUUUUGUUAUUUUGUUUUAAUUAAUUGCUCCUCUUCUCUCGUUUGUUUUGUGUGGUUUUAUUUUGUUGUUUUUCAAUUGUAUAUAUUAAUAUUUCGAUAGCCAAGGUGCGCGGUCACAUGUCUCCAUUGCAGUGUUUCAAAGUUGCCGCUCUUAUUUUAUUUUUUUUUUGAGAGCAACAAGCCCUCCUCUUUGCUUGAGAUUUCUGCAGAGUAUUUUGCUAAUCAAGAGGAUAAAUCAUGGAAGUUUUCAAGGAAUCAUGUUGACUCGUUUUUCAAAGAAAAAAUGAAGUAUGACAGGAAGUCUGCAAUGUCGCAGACGGAGAUACGUGCUUUCGCAAUUUGGUUAUCGAUUCUCUCUAAGAAGGUGAGAAAAGUACCUUGAUCAUUGCAGUAUUUGCUAGUUAGAAAAUUAUUUUAAGUAAUCUUAGUAGCAUUUAUUUAAUUUUGCUCAAGAGAGCUAGUUUUAGUCAGUCAUUUAGAUUUCUUUAAGUUGUAUCAAUUUCGAUUUGUACAACUUUGUUUCAGCUUACCAUUGUGUUUGUGCGUUUCUUAUGUUGGCUUCUGAAGUUGAUGUUUGCGUAUGAUAAGCUUGCCAUUUUGCCAGUAAUUUAAUCUUUUUGAUUUGAUGUCAUUGCAUUUUACUCAUCAAAGACGAAUCAAAUUAAAUUUUUUAAGUUUUA
Molecule: messenger RNA, 2515 nt
Organism: Bemisia tabaci
Lineage: Eukaryota; Metazoa; Arthropoda; Insecta; Hemiptera; Aleyrodidae
Source: RefSeq, a predicted model, not a curated record